Molecule: messenger RNA, 2790 nt
Organism: Aspergillus clavatus NRRL 1
Lineage: Eukaryota; Fungi; Ascomycota; Eurotiomycetes; Eurotiales; Aspergillaceae
Product: transcription factor domain-containing protein
Exons: 5
Coding region: 1-2790 (929 amino acids)
Biological process (GO): regulation of DNA-templated transcription; DNA-templated transcription
Molecular function (GO): zinc ion binding; DNA binding; DNA-binding transcription factor activity, RNA polymerase II-specific
Source: RefSeq, a predicted model, not a curated record
AUGCAGAGUCCCUCGAUUACAUUUGAAGGCGCAUAUCCUUCAGGACCGCUGGACGGUCAUGGGAGUGUGCCUCAAGCCUCGCGAUAUCAGGCCUUCGGAGCUAAAAGCCGGAGAGCUGACUCGUCAGUAAGGAUCCGUCAUAUUGCGCUUCCAGAGGAAACGACGCUGAUCGAAUUUGUGCAUCAGGCAUGUGAAUCUUGCUGCAGGAAUGGGGCUCCAUGUGAGGUUGAUGAAUCAAGCUCAUCUUGUAGGCAAUGUAUGCGGCGUCGCAUCCCGUGCGAAUUCGCCACCAGAAAAGAAAAGCUUGAUCGUCGAAAAAGGCGCUUGUACGUGAAGGCUUUGAAAGAGCGUUUGAGGAAGACCGAGUCGCUACUCAAAGCUGCUGGCAUCCCUAACCAGGAGAACCUCGGAAUCUCUGAAACUAGCGAUGAUGACGAAUCGCUUGAUGGCAGUGGAACUGAGGAUGAAUGGGAAGGCUCUUCUUCGACUUCGCCGCCCUGCGACUCGGACAAAUGCCUACCCAGCGCCGGGAGAACAGGUGUUUCGAACGCCUCGAAUCAGGAUCAUAUUUCUGGGCCCGCUGGUAGACGUUCGGCUGGUAACAGUCAGCAUGCCCCUAUCUUUCGAUGGGAUAACAGAGCCGAUUCUGUCUAUUAUGGGCGUUCAUCCUCCUUGUCUAUACUCUCUCGGGAAGGAAUCGAAUGGAUCAAGCACAAGGCCGGCGAAGUUAAAUUCCUCCGUCUGCUGGUUUCAGACUCGAAGUACGACUCCCCCUGGGACUACUGGCGUCCCGAUGUGUUUCAUGAUGUCUUCGCUUCGACGGUUUUCAAGCCGCUGCCGCCGAGAGCAGAAGUUUUCUCAUUGUUGCGCGACUACUUCCGCACAAUCAAUCGCUUAUUCCCUCUCUACCAUGAAGCAAGCUUUAUGGAACUGGUCGAGUGGCAAUACACGCAGCAGACAUGCGAUGACGCUGCCCGGUGGGCCAGCAUCAAUGUCAUUCUCGCGCUCGCGUAUGAAUACAGGUACACAAACAGCCAGAAAUCGGAAAAGGAUAAAGAAAGGGCCUGGUUUUAUUACAAGAACGCCAUGUCGGUCUUUGCAGAACUGACGUUGCGUCGAACCGACAUGCUCAGUGUACAGGCUCUACUGGGCAUGGCUCUUUUUCUUCGCGGUAAUUCAGGUACUCAAUCUGCAAUGCCAUUGAUCACAGCAGCCAUAAAGUCAUGUCAUCGAAUGGGUCUUCACCGUGAAACCCCACGGCCACAUCUUUCACAAGUGGAGCAGGAACAAAGAAGAAGGGUCUUCUGGGUUGCCUUCAUUCUUGAUCACAGUACAUGUAUACGGACAGGAAAUGCCCCAACUCAACAUCUAGAUGAUUUUGAUGUCGAAAUCCCUACUGAGGAUAGUGAGAUCGAACCCAUAUUGAGCAACAACAAGUCAUUUUUUCAACAGCUUUGCCGGAUCGCUGUUAUCAAGGGUCGAAUAUACGCGAAGCUUUAUUGCGCCAAGGCUUUUCAGAACAAGACUGCAGCAGAAGUCGUUCAGAUUGUCAGAGAACUCCAUGCCGAACUUGAAGAAUGGCGGGCAGAUAACACAUAUGAUGAACAAUUAAAGCAAGGAGCGACAGGCGAAGAUUUCCUGCGCGGAUUUGCAUCUGCUGGCAUGCAAUUAGUCUACUACAAUUCUUUAAUUCUGAUUCAUAGGGUCCCUUUGGUCAUCCAUUUUGCCCAACAACGGCAUCUCGCAAGUGUGGAGUCGGGCCCCUACGAUACAAACAUUAUCCUCAAAGAAUUAUCAUUAUCCGUCGCUAUCUGUACGGAAGCUGCUCGGGGUACAUUACGGCUUGUCAACAAUCUGCCUUGGGGUGAUGUAGCAUGGAUAUGGUCCCUGCUGUAUUACAUUUUUGGGGCAGUUAUGACCAUCUUCAUAAAUAUCUUGCGAGACUCACGACAUGCUCACGUCAAAGAGGACCUCCAAUCUCUCAACAUGGCCUCGACCUUCUUUGCUACACUUAUACCCGGCGAUGGACCAACCAACUAUGCCCGGUUCAUGACAAGAAUGAGCUCAAAUUUCGAGCGUAUAGCCAGGGCCGUCCUCGAAAGAGAGCAGCGGGUGCUCAAACCCAGCGAAAGAACGGGUUAUCGUGUUUCAGCGUCCCGGGCCGAAAGCCGGAAUCGCACUGUACCCGACACCGACGACGACGACGAAAACAAAAAACAGCAGCAAGAAAGCACCGCGCCUCAUUCCUCAUUCACGUCCUCCCCCGUCCACUCACCCCCGACCAUCGACAUCCCCCAUCUCCCAGGCCUUCCCCGCAUCAACUCCGCCGGCUACGUUGUCCCCGACAGCAGCCCCCCAGCUUCCGACGACAUCACAAUGCCCGCUCCUUCCUUCAACCAAGAAAUCCCAGCAUCAACCCAACCAUCAAUGCCUCCUCAAACAUACAGCAACAAUUACAAUCCCAAUCUCAAUACCACUCCCACUCCCAUCUACCCCUUCGAACCAUUCCUCCCUAUCCCCAUCUCCAUGAACUUCCCUCAACCUGACUUGUGGCAAAUUCCCAUUCCCCCCGACUGGGAUCCCAACCAGUUUGGUGAAGAUUACUAUACGCAAGGAUUCUUUCAACCAACCGCGUCGUCGACGGGACCCGCGGCGACGCCAAUCAACGUCCCCCUCACACCGGUGAACAUGGGCUUCCCGUAUGGAAAUCCAGGCAACCUUCCUCCUGGUCAGGGGCCGGGCCAGCAACCCAUGUGGCCUGGUGGAGGAUUUGGCAUUCCAUAUGUAUGA